This is a messenger RNA of Helicoverpa zea (corn earworm), 564 nucleotides long. RefSeq lists its product as uncharacterized. The record is from RefSeq and is a predicted model, not a curated record. Lineage: Eukaryota; Metazoa; Arthropoda; Insecta; Lepidoptera; Noctuidae. The transcript is spliced from 4 exons. Bases 1 to 531 code for a protein of 176 amino acids.
AUGAUACAAUUGCCGAAAAAACAUCGUAAUCCUAAAGAAGUUCAAGGUCUUUGCCAAUGCCGUCCAGUAUGCAAGAGUCGGAGACGCGAGUGGAAGGGAGAGGUGCAGAACACGUCAGCUGAGCUGCUGCUGGAGAGGAAACCGCUACCGCUAUGCUUUAAGAGAUGGCCCACGAAAGUAUACCCAAACAGUCCCUGCCCACUCCUGGGUCGCACGCGGCGCAUCACGGUCAACGACCGCUAUGCCAUCCACAAGCCCCACGUGGUGAGGAUCUGCCAGGCUCCAAUAGACGACUCUGUGGACACCCCGUAUCUGAGAUAUGCACAAAUGGCUAAAGCUAUGGGAGCCUGGGGUGCAGUCCACGCGUGCUGUGCGUUCUGCGAAUGCGGUGCUUGUUGUCCGUGCGGUAUCCGCGAGUACGUGCUGCACGACGCUGAGCGCGAGGCUCGCCGCCACUCCGAGAUGCGCGCCUUCGAUGCCCGCGUCAAGACCGACCAUCAGAUCAUGCGCAUUAUGUACGACAAAAUCUGAUCAAUCACCAGACUGCUUACGAGUUUUGUAACG